Parastagonospora nodorum SN15 is the source of this 441-nucleotide messenger RNA. RefSeq lists its product as hypothetical. NCBI's taxonomy places the organism in Eukaryota, Fungi, Ascomycota, Dothideomycetes, Pleosporales, Phaeosphaeriaceae. The transcript has 2 exons. The record is from RefSeq and is a predicted model, not a curated record. Bases 1 to 441 code for a protein of 146 amino acids.
AUGUCCAUGCAGCCCCUCUCCAUGAGGCAACGGUGCACACAGUUAGUGGCCGCUUGGGCACACGAUGCACGACUCCCAGUCUGGACGUGGACGGGCUGCAAAAACCAUCACACGCUAAGGGCCGAUGUCCGUCCAAUCGCGCUCACUCAGCUCAGGAGCUUUGGUGUCGCAGCAGAGCUUGUCGAGGGCAUAGGAGCCAGCUCCGAGCCGUCAUGUCGGUGCUCUCCCGUCGCCUCUCAUAUCCAAGCCAUCUUGGACCAACCGGAAACUCGGCAGUUGGCCAAUCUCCGGCCCACAAUAUUGAAUCGCAGCUUCACGACUCAACUACCGGUGCUCCGGAUCCUGCGACUGGGUCAGAACCAGAUUGUACCAUCAUGCCACAUCCAGAACAUCCGUACGGAGUGGUACCGAUUGAACGACCUGAUUGUCUUCGUACGAUAG